Syzygium oleosum is the source of this 1983-nucleotide messenger RNA. RefSeq names its product bifunctional dihydrofolate reductase-thymidylate synthase-like. Gene Ontology annotation, cellular component: cytosol; mitochondrion. The transcript has 4 exons. Bases 1375 to 1968 code for a protein of 197 amino acids. Gene Ontology annotation, biological process: dTMP biosynthetic process; tetrahydrofolate biosynthetic process. Gene Ontology annotation, molecular function: thymidylate synthase activity; dihydrofolate reductase activity. Lineage: Eukaryota; Viridiplantae; Streptophyta; Magnoliopsida; Myrtales; Myrtaceae. The record is from RefSeq and is a predicted model, not a curated record.
AAAGCCACAUUCACUCUGCUCUUGCAGCUCUCUCUCCUUCCUAUUUUCCACAUCUACACACAUUCAAGAAUGCCAAUGGCAAUUGUCGUGCUUGAUCAACAGAACAGCACCCAUGCCAUUUUCGCCUUCAUGGUUUCAGUUUUGGUAACCUUCGUUGAAGUGAAGUACCAAGGGAAGCCCGAUUCUCCAUUUGACACUCAGCCCAUCAUCGUCUUUCUCACCAUCUUCAUUCUCCUUCUCUAUUGCUCUUUGUCCCUUCCACUUGUUGCUGGUCUACAAGCGUUUCGUACAGGUUCCGGUGCCCGCAUCUUUCUCUUCCUCAGGAACCUUUCCUUUCUCUCUAUAGUUUUCCUCACACGGUUGUUGUUCAGAGGCCCCUCCUUCUUUCUCCUCUACUUGCCGUUGUUGCCGUUGCUGAUACUGCUCCUUGCGGAUCACUUGUGGGGUCUUAUUCACAAGCUCAAGCAAAAGAUUCUAGCAGUCGCAUUUGUCCGUUGGUUCCACCAUCGAGGAAGAAUGCUUCUGCCAUGAACGGUAGCCGAGACACGUUUCAUUUGAGAAUUGCAGUACUAACUGGUGUUAAACCAGUGAUUGUUAGUGGCACGAGAAGAUGUUAAGGAAACAGUAGGCAGUGUAGCGUGAUAGACUAGCGCAGGAUGCUUGUACGCCCCCAAAAAGGAAUAAAUUUUCUUGUAUUUAAGUUAGUCUCAUGAUUAUGGCUUCAUUGAGAGGAUCGAAUUGACAUAUUAUUUACCCUGUUGCUACGUUGAUUAUCAAUGUAAUUUCUUUUCACUGCCGGAUGAAUGACGCUCUGAAAGGGGGAGAAAGCCCUGACCUUUCCCUCGUUUUUUGGUAGUGAAACCCGGUUGAGGUCGCUCCCAUAAGUCGUUCCUGCGCGUUUUAAUUUCGCUGGGGUUCAAAAUUUUGCGGUACGCGUCCAAAUCGGUUCUGCCUCACUUCCAAAGAAGUUGGUUGUGCAGCCUUGGUUUCAAGCCGCUGUCUUUUGGUUGUUUUCAGCCUUUGAGUUUUGUAAUGGCGGGUGAAUUCUAAGUGACCCUUCCCAAUGGCAACUGCAAUGGAACUCCACCUGAUCCACAAAGGACUUAUCAAGUUGUUGUGGCUGCAACUCGAGAUAUGGGUAUUGGCAAGGAUGGAAAACUUCCCUGGAGGCUUCCCUCUGAUCUCAAAUAUUUUAAGAGCAUUACUCUUACAACAAUUGAUCCUGGGAAAAAGAAUGCAGUCAUAAUGGGUAGAAAAACAUGGGAAAUUAUUCCCACUGAGCAUAGGUCUCUACCUGGCAGCCUCAAUGUUGUUCUCACUCGUUCUGGGAGCUUUGAUAUUGCAACUGCAGAGAAUGUCAUCAUAUGUUGAAGCAUGUGUUCUGCCUUGGAUUUAUUGGCUUCAUCUCCUUAUUGUCUAUCAAUUGAGAAAGUUUUUGUCAUUGACGGUCGCCAGAUAUUUAGGGAAGCUCUCAAUGCUCCUGCAUGUGAUGCCAACCACAUAACUGAAAUUGAGACACCAGUUGAAUGUGACACUUCUAUGCCCAUGGUUGAUACAUCUGUCUUUCACCCAUGGUACUUGUCCUUUCCUGUUGUUGAAAACAGCAUCCAAUAUUGUUUUACUACGUAUGUCCGUGUAAGAUGUUCUGCAUUGGAGUCUCUGCCUCAGACAAAUGCUCUGAUCUUCAAUGGUAAGACAGAUUCUGUUAAGUUUGAGGCCAAGAAUUUUACCUUUCUGCCCAAGAUGAUUUUUGAGAGAUAUGAAGAGUACCUGUAUCUGAGAUUAGUCGAAGAUAUACUGUUAAAUGGCACUCCAAAGGAUGACACGACUGGAACUGGUACCCUAUUAAAGUUUGGAUGUCAGAUGCGGUUUAAUCUGCGCAAAAACUUCCCUCUUUUGACAACUAAGGUGUGCUGCUCCAAACUGUUCUACCUCUUCAUUAUAUUCUUCUUGUGGAGUCAUUUAUGAGAAGUGCAAGGCUUU